AUGGAAGCGGAUGAUAGGAAACCUACUCUUGUGGCUUCGACGAAUGAUACCUAUUCCUGUUCUAUAUCAAUAUCGCAUUCGCGCGAGAAGGAAUUGAGGAAAAAUGAUGCGGCGCAAGAGGGAACAGAAUGUGUGGAAGAUGAAGAUUUGAAGAAAGGCGAAGAUCAGUGGACCAGAGAUGAAGAUUUGGAAGUUAAUUAUUUCAAAAGUGCACAAUGGACACCCGACGGCACAACCCUCCUGACUUCCUCCGCCGAUAAUCAAAUCCGUACAUUCAUCCUCCCGCCCACGCUUCUCGACGAUCCCUCUACUCCACUAUCCCUCACUCCCUACACAACACACACGUUUCCUACCCCCGUGAACUGCAUUGCUCCUUACCCACACUACACGCUCUCAGACCCCAGCACGACCCUCUACCUCAGCUGUCCCAAUUCUCUCCCAAUCCGCCUCUCAAACAUUCUAUCUCCAACCGCCACCCCCCAAGCAAGCUACAAUCUCAUCUGUCCAACUACCGAAAAAUACCUCACUCCCGCAUCUAUUCUCUGGAGUUCUCCCGGAACCCAUUUUCUAACCGGAACAGAAUGUCUCAUAUCCCACUUCGACAUAUCUCGUCCCGGCUCUGGUUCUGUCACCAUACUCCCCACUAUCCCUUCCAAACGCCAUAAAAUCAAAGGAGGUGGCGUGGGAAUGCGCGGUAUCGUCAGUGCAUUGUCGUUGCAACCAUGUACUGAUCCGUCCAAUACGAGUAUUCUCGCAGCGGGCACUUGGACAAGGUGGCUUGGUCUCUAUGAUGCUUCUGGAUUAGGUGGAACUGUUGCUACAUGGGAUAUUUCCGCAGCAGCUGAUAGUGAGUCCGGGAUUGGAGGGCAAGGGCUUAGUCAGGUGGGGUGGAGUAGCUGUGGAAGGUACUUGUGGGUUGCGGAACGGAAGAGUAGAGGUGUGCUUGUAUAUGAUGUGAGGGUUACUGGAAAGCUGGUCACUUGGCUAGAGGGCAGGGAAGCAGAGACGAAUCAAAGGAUGGGAGUAGAUUCUUUCGAAGGAGAGAAGGGUAUGGAAAUUUGGACAGGGGGUACGGAUGGUGUAGUGAGGGUGUGGGAGGGAGUAGGAAGGAAGGAAGGGGGUGUUGAGUGCGAUUGGGAGUGGAAGGCUCAUGACGAUCCAAUAGGCUCAACAAUUUUACAUCCAUCUGGAACAGUCAUAACAACUUGUUCGGGUCAAAGAGCUGAAACCAAUAUCGACGUUCUUGUCGAUGAUGAUGAUACAUCAGAUGAAGAUAGCUCUGAUGAUGAAAGCGCUCCAAAUUCGCUGCAAUCACCGCCUAGGACGCCUAAAGAUACAGGCAGAACGCCAGACAACAGUUUAAAAGUAUGGAGUUUAUAACUCGAAAGCUUAUUUCAAUUAUGCUAUUCUAUUGGUGAGUAUAUCCAGCGAUUCUUGCUUGGCUCAUACAAAGCCAAUUCUCAGCGGCAAGUAAAUGUUGCGUAAAUCCAGCUAGAUAUUCGUCAGUCAUUUUAACCCUACAAUCAACUUCUCCUAAAAUGAGCCACUCUCUCAAUCUUCGGCCUUCACCAAAGUCUACUCCCAUAUCUGAUCAACAACCAUACUGACCCUUUCCAACACGCUCCUUCCCACUAGCCCACCCAAUCUCCUAAGCCUCCCUUCCAGCCCCAUCACCACGAACAGUGUCAAUCCAUACGGACCCUCCGCAUGAAUCAUCCGCAACUCCCUCUCAUACCCCUCAUCACCCAACCUGCAUCUCGGUUCCGGCUCUUUCAACUCUGCAAUCGUUGCUUGAGCCGCAUAAGCAUUCAUUCCAGCUCUUCUCAGCCAUAUCUCCCAAUAUGACUCCUGUUCCAGCAGUUCUAGAACCGGAUUCAAGAGGAUAUCUCCAGAGUGUUGGAUAAUAAGAUAGGAAAUAUAUUUCGCCAUGCUUUGAUUUCCGCUGUUGGCUUUGUCUACGGGGAUGUAAUUGACAAUAACGCUUGCGGGUAAUUUCAAUGUAAAACCGACAAAAUCAGCCCAGGCAAUGCUAUCACUAUCACUCAUGCCCGUUGCAGGGGAAGCGACAAGAAUGAUUAAAUUCUCAUACCGUGCACUAACUUUCUCCAAUCGAUCACGAAUUGGAACGGCAGUCUUAUGUCCAGGUAGUGGCUUUUGCUUGAUAUGCUGUAGAGUGGUAAGAAUAAGUCCGGUGCUUGGAGAAAUGACAAUGUCAGCUUCGUGAGUAAGAGUUGAAGUUAUAGAAGAGAGAAUCACGGAACCCGGAUUCCAAGUCGUAGUGUUGUGAGCGGAGAAAUCGCGCUCGCAGAUCUUGAGAGUUGGAAUCAGGGCUUCGAGGGAGCGGAGAAGAGGACGGUCUUUGACGAUCGUGGAAGAUAGAAUUAUAGAGAUGGGGGCUGCCGGAGCAUUUAUUAUGGGCGUUGGGAGGGGCGAACGAGAGGCCUCAGGCUGCUGAAAUUGAGAUUCGUUGUCUAGGGUUAUUUUAUCCGAUGGUAAGGGUGCUGGUAAAUCAGAAACUGAGAAAUGAGAACUUUCAA
This is a messenger RNA of Botrytis porri, 2537 nucleotides long. RefSeq lists its product as uncharacterized. The record is from RefSeq and is a predicted model, not a curated record. Bases 1 to 1380 code for a protein of 459 amino acids. The transcript is spliced from 3 exons. NCBI's taxonomy places the organism in Eukaryota, Fungi, Ascomycota, Leotiomycetes, Helotiales, Sclerotiniaceae. Gene Ontology annotation, molecular function: protein binding.